AUGUGACACGUUUCAUGGAGUCCUGCAUUUUUAUCAUUCCCCCUCGGCACAGGUCGAAACGCAAACGAAAGUGGUACAAGUUGUGAUGGCGUUUUUAAAGGUUACUGCUCUUACAUUAUACAGUUUAAACGUAUCUUAUCAGCAGGCGGAAUAGAGUAGGUAGCUAGCUAAGAUAAUCAUUUUCAAGGGCGUUCUCCUAAAACGGUUGCUUGUCGUCACACUGUCAGUAGUACCACGAUGCGAGCGUCUUGUUUUGACAGCUCAAGGAUGACGAUAUUAAUCGUUCCUAACUAGUUAACAUUGCUUGCUAGCAUAUUUGUUUUUAUACCAAAUGCAAGAUAUUGAUUAGCAAAGCUAAAGAUGUCAGCUAGCUUGGCGUUAUUGAUUGCAAGAUAGCUAGCUAACCAUAAAAUUCAACGGCUUGAUUGGAAAGCGUUUAUUUCACUGUAUUUCUGUGCUAGUAAGCUAGCUAGCUGUCGGAUCAUUUCGAAAGCAAAAGUAGCUAACGUUACCAAUAUCAUGCUGUCAAUAUCGCUACCAUGAGGGUUUUCGAGACUGACACAAAUGUAUUUACAUUUACCCUAUAAGUAAUUUAUCUAUCUAUCUAGCUAGCUAGCAUUUCUUUAUCAAUAGACCAAGGCAAUUGUUUAUCAAACACAACCUUAUUUAGCUGAGUUAUCUAAAGAAGUUGCUAUGGUCCCAAUUUGGCACAACAUGAAGCCGUUAGGGAGAAAUUGGAUGAUAGGACUGGGUGUAGGAGCCACCGCGGGUGUAGGCUUGAUUACAUUAAUAAUCUACAAAGAAAUUAGUAGAAGAAGAUCUCAAACAUUAUUACUCCAGACCAACCCCACUGAGUACUUGAUAGACAGCCCAGAUGGAACACCCCACCACAUGGCGCCACAUGAAGAAGAGGCGGUGGCCCAGCAGCAGGCCCUGGCAGCGGUGGAGGCGGUGGUGCAGGGGCUGUCCCCUGAGCAGCAGGUGGAGCUGAGGAACCAACUGGAUGAGGUGCUGACCUGUGUGUCCUCCCUCCGCUUCGAGGUGGCCGAGCUCAGGACCGGCCUGCAGGACAUCGCCCAGCAGAUCAUCCAGGAUGUCAAGAAGGGUGUUGAGGAGAGCCAGAGGGCACGCAGACGUCGCCACGUCAUCAGCCAUCGGGAACGCACCGACUCCAUGAGCUCCAGCUCUAUCUAUUUCUCUGCCAGUCAAGGCGUGUACGGAGGGGAGACCAGCGAAGGAGGGUACUCCACCGCCAACGCUGAGUCGGACUACACAGAUCGGGACACGGAUCGGGAGACCGACAAGGAGGCGGAAAGAGAGCCGGAGGAGGAAUCCGAGGAGGAUGAGGACAAGAGCUGCGCCACGACCAUCACUCUACGCCAGGAGGACUCCCAGGAGGAGGGAGAGGAACCACAGGAGGAAGAAGAUAAUAAUGAUGAAGAGGAGGAGGAGAUGUUGGAGGUGAUGGCUGAAGUGCCAAGUGGGGAGUUGGCAUUACUCCUGGCCCAGAGUGAUAUCCUUCAUACGGGUGAUGCCAGGCUGAAGGCAGAGGGCUUCCAUCUGCUCCUUGCCAACAAGCUACAGUAUGGCGACAGCAGGGAGUUUCUAUGGCGACUGGCCCGUGCCUACAGUGACAUGUAUGAUUCCACUGAGGACAAGCAGGAGAAGAAGUUGUAUGCAGAACAAGGUCGUGAAGAAGCAGAAUUUGCUCUAAAGAAGAAUGGCCUGAAUGCGGAAUGUCACAAGUGGUUUGCUGUUCUCACAGGCCUCACCUCCCAAUACGAGACUAUGCAUGGAAAACUGAAAAGCAGUCACAUUCUCAAGGAGCAUUUAGACCGAGCGAUUGCCCUUAGGGACGAUGACCCACUGUGUUUCUACCUACUGGGGCGCUGGUGUUAUGAGGUUUCCACUCUUGGCUGGCUGGAGAGGAAGGCGGCAGCGGCCUUGUAUGACAAACCACCAACAUCUACUCUCCACGACGCCCUUGAAAACUUCCUCAAGGCGGAGGAGCUGAACCCGGGAUUCUCUAAGACAGUGAGACUUUACAUCGCCAAGUGUCACAAGGAGCUGGGGAAUGUGUCGGAGGCUAAAAACUGGGCCCUGUUGGCGUUGAAGACGCCUAGUGGCUCCAGUGAGGAGGAGGAUAGUGCUAAGUUGGAGGCGGAGCUGGGAGCCUUGAUUGACAAGGCGACUGAGCUCUCCCUCGCCGGUGGGGACAAAUAGGGCGGGACACAGCGGUUGCCACUGGAUGGCCAGUGGCAAACUAGUUCGCUCAUCACAAGCCACCCAAUCAGCUGUGUACUAGAAACAUUCACGACAAAUUUUCCCUCUCCUCAGUACGCCAAGUAGAUACGCAUCUUCCUAUCAUAUUUGUCACUGAAUCGAUAUGGAGUGAUCAAUUUAUAUUGGGAGUCAGUACCUUUUAAGAAUGAUCUUUGCCUUUUUCAUUUCCUUUUCACAAAUGUUCUUAGUAUGCUAUUAUCAUUUGUUUUCAAAGCACUUUUUCAUCUAACCAGUCACGGUACUACUGUAAUUUAGCAUGUUUCAGAGUCUCUUGCUAGUGUUGUUGACCAAAUGUGUGCAGAGUAACCUAGAUCGGACUAAUUCCCCUGUAUAGACUCCAGUGAAACAUCACCUCUACCGUUGUUUAGAUGGUGUAGUGAUGCAAUGUUGACAACUUAUCCUAAAUUUAAAAUCAAAUUGGAUCAAAACAUGUCCUGAAAAUCACUUAGCCUCACAGCUCACAUAGAUGGUAUGAUUAUUUAAGAUUUAUAGUGCGUAAUGGGUUUCAGUGAACUAAGCACAAGCCCAGUUUUAAGUCCAUGUAAUGGCAUUUUAGAAGGAGCAUGGACCCUUUCUUCUUAGGCUAACUACCUUAAGUACUUUUUUUUUGUCAUUUAGCGGACGCUCUUAUCCAGAGCGACUUGCAGGAGCAAUUAGGGUUAAGUGCCUUGCUC
Coregonus clupeaformis (lake whitefish) is the source of this 2957-nucleotide messenger RNA. It is a transcript of the gene rmdn3, whose product is annotated as regulator of microtubule dynamics 3. The transcript has 12 exons. The record is from RefSeq and is a predicted model, not a curated record. The coding region runs from base 694 to 2223 and encodes 509 amino acids. Gene Ontology annotation, molecular function: microtubule binding. Gene Ontology annotation, cellular component: mitotic spindle pole; cytoplasm; spindle microtubule. NCBI's taxonomy places the organism in Eukaryota, Metazoa, Chordata, Actinopteri, Salmoniformes, Salmonidae.